Molecule: messenger RNA, 885 nt
Organism: Gavia stellata (red-throated loon)
Lineage: Eukaryota; Metazoa; Chordata; Aves; Gaviiformes; Gaviidae
Gene: METRN
Product: meteorin, glial cell differentiation regulator
Exons: 4
Coding region: 1-885 (294 amino acids)
Biological process (GO): positive regulation of axonogenesis; glial cell differentiation
Molecular function (GO): hormone activity
Source: RefSeq, a predicted model, not a curated record
AUGUGGGCGCUGCGGGCGCUCUGCCUGGCGGGGCUGGGUGCGGCGCUCGGCGGUGCCUCGGCGGAUCAGUGCAGCUGGAGGGGCAGCGGGUUGUCGCAGGAGGCGGGCAGCGUGGAGCAGCUCUCCCUGCACUGCGCCGAGGGCUCGCUGGAGUGGCUGUACCCCACGGGGGCCCUUCGCCUCCGCCUGGCCCCCCGCCUGCCCCCCACCACCGCUGUCGUCAAGGGCAGGAGCCCCCAGCACAUCACCGCCUGCGUCAAACCCACCGGCACCUUCCGGGGGGCUCAGCUCUACCUGGAGAGGGAGGGGGUCCUGGAGCUGCUGCUGCCUGAGGCCCCCCGGCCCCGCGUCCGCUGCUUCAGCUGGCUGCCCCGGGAGAAGGUGGCCCUCUUUCUGCAGGCCACCCCGCACCGCGACAUCAGCCGCCGCAUCGCUGCCUUCCGCUACGAGCUGCGGGGGGACUGGCUGGCCCGCCCGGCACUGCCCGCCGCCAGCCUGGCCGGAGAAGGGGCAUGCCGGCCGUGCAACGACACCGAGAUCCUGAUGGCCAUUUGCACUAGUGACUUUGUGAUCCGUGGCAGCAUCCAGAGCGUCUCCAACGAUGUGGAGCUGCAGGAAUCUGUCAUCGGGGUGAGCGCCGCCCGCAUCCACCGCCAAAAGUUCCCCCUCUUCCAGGCGGGAGGGUGGCCAGGGCGGCCGGCGGGCAGCAUCCGCACCCCGCUGCGCUGCGGCGUCAAGCCGGGCCCCGGCACGUUCCUCUUCACGGGGUGGCUGCAUUUUGGCGAAGCCUGGCUGAGCUGCGCGCCUCGCUAUAGGGACUUCCAGCGCAUCUACGAGGGGGCGCGGCGCACGCGCCAGAACCCCUGCGAGUUCCCCGUGGACUGA